Molecule: messenger RNA, 2062 nt
Organism: Cucumis melo (muskmelon)
Lineage: Eukaryota; Viridiplantae; Streptophyta; Magnoliopsida; Cucurbitales; Cucurbitaceae
Product: MADS-box transcription factor 23
Exons: 7
Coding region: 254-979 (241 amino acids)
Biological process (GO): positive regulation of transcription by RNA polymerase II
Cellular component (GO): nucleus
Molecular function (GO): protein dimerization activity; DNA-binding transcription factor activity, RNA polymerase II-specific; RNA polymerase II cis-regulatory region sequence-specific DNA binding
Source: RefSeq, a predicted model, not a curated record
AGAGAGAAAGAGAAGAACUUGAGUUUGUACAUCUCUCUCUCUCUCUCUCUAUCCAGAAAAGCCACAAGAGAGAAGAAGAAAAUCCACAGACCCUUAAGCAGUGCAGUAAAAAGCUUCUCUUUUUCUCUAUCUUUCUUCUGUAGUUUAUUAUUAUUGUUUUUUCUUCGGUGUUUAUUUCCAAGGUUUUUGGAUCUCUCCAAAAUUUGGAGGGUAAUAUUAUUUGGAGGGGAGAGGGAACUAGGUAGGGAUAUAAAUGGGAAGAGGGAAGAUAGUAAUAAGAAGAAUAGACAAUUCAACAAGCAGGCAAGUGACCUUUUCAAAGAGAAGAAGUGGUUUAUUGAAAAAGGCUAGAGAGCUUUCAAUCCUCUGUGAUGCUGAAGUUGGUUUGAUCAUUUUUUCAAGCACUGGCAAACUCUAUGAUUAUUCCAGUUCCAGCAUAAGGUCGAUUACUGAUCGAUACAACAAGAUGAAAGAGGAGCAAAAUCAGCUGAUGAAUUCGGUUUCAGAACUCCAGUUUUGGAAAAGAGAGGCAGCUGCUUUGAAGCAACAACUGCAUUACUUGCAAGAAUGUCACAGACAACUGAUGGGUGAAGAACUAUCUGGCCUGAGUGUCAAAGAUCUACAAAAUCUAGAAAGCCAAUUGGAAAUGAGUUUGAAGGGCGUUCGUGUGAAGAAGGAAAAGAUUUUAAGUGAUGAAAUUACUGAACUAAAACAGAAGGGGAACCAUAUGCAUCAAGAAAAUGUGGAACUCUACAAAAAAUUAGAUUUGAUUCGUAAGGAAAAUGCAGAACUGCAAAUGAAGGCCUAUGGACCAAUGGAAAUAGAUAAAAUGAGCAGUAGCUCUCAACAAUUCACUAUCACCAAUAGGUACAGUAUGCCUGGUCUACAGCUAAGACAGCCACAACCGCAAAACCAUGAGACAUCAAUACCAGGGAUAAAGCUGGGGUAUGUUCUAGUAAUCUGUGUUCAUGAAACAUGAAUUAAAUUCCCUAUCAAAUUCAUCUGAAUAUCAAUCUAUACUACAAUUUUUACUCCCAACCCGUACUGAAAUAGAUAUAAUUGAACCUUGCAACAGAUUGCAACUGCAAUAACAGCAGGUAGAUCAUGGAUGAUUUAUCCAUGGUCAUUUCAUCAAUUUGUCAUACAGUAUGGUCAUGUUCAACAUGAAGGAAACUCCUGUUUCAGUCACUUAUGCCUUAUUGUCACCUGAUCCAUCACAUUUGGUAUGCAAUGUUCUUCAAACUCCUAUAUAUGCGAUAAAUUUAGCAGCCAGACCAGCUACAUAUGUAAGUUUACCAAUAAUGACAACGCACCAUAUGAACCAUGUAUUGUUCUAGCUGUUUUUAACGUUUGUUGUGUUAAGUAAUUAGACCAGACUCUAAAGUUGAGAUACUAAUUAGCUGAAUGAAAGUUAAUGUUCAUCCAAUCUUAUAUAAGGCAGUCCUAAGAUGCCUCAAGAAUGGGUUUCGUUUUGUUGAGUUGCUAAAAUUAACCAUAUUAAAUGAUCCCUUAUCCUAAAAAAGUGAGCAGUUCUUGGGGUUAAAAUAACCACUCAUAUCCUUCAUUAACACUCCACUUGCUUGCAUUUUCAACUGAACUUAAUGAAUGAGAUCAACAAUGUAAAGCAGCUUUUAGACCAUGGAAUUUAAACCAGUAAAGGAAUUUAAAACUAAAAGCUUCUCUCCAUUCAAAGAAACUAAAGGUUUCUCUAUUGGGAGAAUUUUCUGUCUUAUUCUUAUCCAGGAUUGUAUUUAUUUUUUCAGUUUAACUUUAGUUUCAUGUGAUAUUAUAAGUCGAGCUUUUGCUCUUUUCAUUAUAUCAAUGAAAAACGUUGUUUCUUUUCCAAAAAAAAAAAAGUUUCCCUCCGUUCACUUUUAAAACCACAAUCCUCAAAACUUAAGUUGUUAGAUUAUGACUAUUUUGUUUGAAUAUUUCGAACACUCUGCAAUAUCUGCCCUGGCAUACCCAACUUUAAUGAAUAUUAUAUAGAAAUGUCAAUCUAGGACUAAUACUUGAAUUGGUUUUCUUUUUUCCAUUUAAAAUGUUUCAAAUAUGGCUAGAA